This is a messenger RNA of Hevea brasiliensis (rubber tree), 2317 nucleotides long. RefSeq names its product probable WRKY transcription factor 31. Gene Ontology annotation, biological process: regulation of DNA-templated transcription. Gene Ontology annotation, molecular function: sequence-specific DNA binding; DNA-binding transcription factor activity. The record is from RefSeq and is a predicted model, not a curated record. The transcript has 5 exons. Bases 169 to 2094 code for a protein of 641 amino acids. Lineage: Eukaryota; Viridiplantae; Streptophyta; Magnoliopsida; Malpighiales; Euphorbiaceae.
GUCUCUAAAUCUAAAGCAAAUAUUUAACGCAUAAACCACGCACCACUAUUUAGUAUUUACUGGUGUUUGGUCUUCUUCUAAGGUCUCAACAUCCAUUUUUAUUGCCGAGUCCAUUGCACCGUUUAAAGCUUUACAUCUGUCUCUUUCUCUCUCUCUCUUUCUUGAUUUAUGGCCAAGGGGAGGAGCUGUGGACUCUCCAUUGAUUCAGAUCUAAUCACUUCUACUUUCUUUAUCCAUAAGCCUACUGUGCUCAAUUCUUUCCCUGAAGAAAAUUUCAAGAAUCCCAACUGUAAUAACCUCACUCUCAUGGAUGCUUCUGCUUCAAGGUCUCCUCCUCCCACUAUCCAAUUCCCAGUCAAUCUUAACUCCACCACUCAUGACCAUGAAGAUGAUGAUGAUGAUGUUUCUUUACCCUCUGAUGAUAAUAAACGGAAGGUCAUCGAUGAAAUGGAUUUUUUUGCAGAGAAAGAGCAUGAUGAAGUUAAGCCUUCUAAUAAAUUAACCCAUGGUUUUAAAGAACUUAAGAGUCCUACCCGAUUGGAGUUUGACGUAAACACUGGUUUGAAUCUUCUUACUACCAAUACUAGCAGUGAUCAAUCCUUGGUUGAUGAUGGAAUAUCGUCGAACAUGGAAGAUAAGAGAGCUAAAAGUGAGUUAGCAGUUCUGCAAGCAGAGCUAGAGCGCAUGAAAGUUGAGAAUCUACGGUUAAGAGAUAUGCUGAAUCAGGUUACCAGCAAUUACAAUUCGUUACAGAUGCAUUUAGUCACAAUUAUGCAGGACCAAAAGCCUCGAGAGAGCAAUCAAGAGCAUGUGCAAGAUGGAUUAGACAGAAAACUUGAAGACAAUAAGAAACAUAGCGGGAAUGGAGUAGUGGUUCCUCGACAGUUCAUGGAUCUUGGUCCGGCUACUGCUGCCACUAUUGGUGGUGGUGGUGACACAGAUGAGCUUUCUUUAUCUUCAUCAGAAGGAAGAAGUCGCGAUCGAUCGAGGUCACCGGGAAAUAAUGAAGAGAAUCGAAAUAAUAAUGAAGAUGGGAUGGUGUUUGAUCAAGAUAAGAAGAGAAAUAUUGGUAGAGAAGAUAGUCCAGAUCAAGGGUCCCAAGGUUGGGGUCCUAAUAAGAUUGCUAGAUUUAAUUCGACAAAAAGUAAUGUUGAUCAGACAGAGGCUACCAUUAGAAAGGCUCGUGUGUCUGUCAGAGCUAGAUCAGAGGCUCCUAUGAUAACUGAUGGAUGCCAAUGGAGAAAGUAUGGACAGAAGAUGGCUAAGGGAAAUCCAUGUCCUCGAGCUUAUUAUAGGUGCACCAUGGCCGCUGGUUGCCCAGUUAGAAAACAGGUACAAAGAUGUGCAGAAGAUCAAACGAUCCUCAUAACGACAUAUGAGGGUAAUCACAACCAUCCUUUGCCUCCGGCUGCCAUGGCUAUGGCAUCAACAACUUCAUCAGCAGCAAGAAUGUUACUGUCAGGGUCCAUGUCUAGUGCUGAUGGAAUAAUGAACCCAAAUUUCCUGACCCGAACUCUCCUACCAUGCUCCUCUAGCAUGGCAACCAUAUCUGCUUCAGCCCCAUUUCCUACAGUUACAUUAGACCUAACCCAAAACCCAAACCCAUUACAAUUCCAAAGACAGCCAAGUCAAUUCCAAGUUCCAUUCCCAAACCCACCUCAAAAUUUUGCCAAUUCUUCAGCAGCAGCAGCAGCAGCAGCACUGCUACCUCAGAUUUUUGGACAAGCAUUUUACAAUCAAUCAAAGUUUUCUGGGCUACAAAUGUCUCAAGACGUGGAAGGUAACAAUAAAUUAGGCCACCAAUCACAAGUAGCAGCAGCAGCAGCAGCAGCAAUCCACCAGCAGCAGGGGCAGCAAAAUUCAUUGGCUGACACCGUUACCGCUGCAACUGCUGCUAUUGCAGCUGAUCCCAACUUCACUGCAGCUUUGGCAGCUGCAAUUACCUCAAUAAUUGGUGGUGGUGGCGCUCAACCCAGCAACAUAACUAGUAGUUCUACUACUUCUAGCACCAACCUCAUAACCAUCAGCAAUACCAGUGGCAGCAUAUCUACUACCAUCAACAAUACCAAUGGCAACAAUAAAAUCAACAACUGAUGUUUCCAGGGAAAUUGAUGGCAAAUAUUUGCCCUUUCCUAUCCUUUCUUUUCUUUUCCUUUCAUUUUCUUUUUGAUAGGAGGAAAAAAAAAACCCAUAAUUACACAUGUUCAUUAUAUUCUUUGUUAUUUGAAUAAUUUGUUUUCCAUUGUAUGUCAAUAGAAAGUUAUUUGAAAAAAGAAUAAAAAUAGAAAAAAAAGCACAAAAUAUUGAUAAGAACUUA